Solanum dulcamara is the source of this 540-nucleotide messenger RNA. RefSeq lists its product as uncharacterized. Lineage: Eukaryota; Viridiplantae; Streptophyta; Magnoliopsida; Solanales; Solanaceae. The coding region runs from base 1 to 540 and encodes 179 amino acids. The record is from RefSeq and is a predicted model, not a curated record. The transcript has 3 exons.
AUGUCAUGUCAAAGGAGCGGGAAAAUGGGAAUUUGGAGCUUGAUGAAUUUCGGCAAAGAAACUGUGAAGAAGAUAUGUGAAAUUUCCUACGGUUACAGCACGGCGGCCGUCCGAAAGAUUAACGACGUCGUUAGAGUUAAAGGUCUCAAAAAACUUGGUGAGUACAUGGCGGAUGAUGAAGGACGUGCUAAGAUGGUUUAUUUCAGUGCAAAAUUCGUCAAAAAGGCUACUCUUUAUGCCUUGGAGGAAGCAGCCAAUAUCUUAAUUCCUGCUGUAUUUUCAUGUGUAUACAAAUGGAAGACAUUUACCAAAAUUUUAUCUGAAACAGUUCGUGAAAUCGAAAUUGAAUCUCGAGAUAAUACCACUGAUAGUGUCACGACAGAGAUGCUGAAGUUGAAUUCUGAAAACAGAGUUGAGGUUAAUUCAUUUGCAUAUCAAACACCUGAAGAUGUCCUGAGAUUCUUCAUGAUGAUGAAAUUUAUGAAAACGCGUUAUCUCGACUCUUUGUUGGUUUCUGAUCAUAGAAGACGGAAGGUAUAA